AUGUCAACGCAAUCUAUAAGAUUGACCAGUUCUACUACAUUCGCUUCUUCCAAGUCUGCCAGCAGCAUUCCAACGAACCCCAGACCUACAAGCACCACCCGCACAAGUUCUGUUCAAACCCUCACCAAACUUUCCAGCAGCAGUACGGCGGCCUCCCGCCUCACCAAUUUCAGCUUCAGCCGAACAAGUUCCGUUCAGACCCUCACGAGACUUGUCAGCAGCAGUGUAUCUACCUCUAGCCUCACCAGUUCCAGCCAGACAGCGAGUGCUACCAGUGGGGCAACAGUAGAAUUCAUUCAAUCCACUCUCAACAGUCAUAACAGUGCGCGUGCUCAGUAUGGUGCAUCUUCGUUGACAUGGAAUUCGAAUCUUUAUCCGGCCACUCAGCAAUGGGCUAAUGCGUGUGUGUUUCAACACAGCGGAGGAAAUUAUGGUGAAAAUUUAGCUGCAGCAGCUCCACAAGGAAUCUCUGUCCAACAAGGCGUGAACAUGUGGAUGGCAGAAGUUUAUAGCAACCCCACAUUCUCCUCAUCGACUGGUCACUUCACUCAGGUUGUAUGGAAAUCCACCACCUCCGUUGCUUGUGCAAUCGCCACCUGCAAUUUCUUGGGUAACGGAACCGGAUAUUUGGUCUGUCGAUAUGAUCCUCCGGGAAAUUAUUUAGGGCAGUUUGCGCAAAAUGUCGGGCGCCCGUCGAAUUGA
Lentinula edodes (shiitake mushroom) is the source of this 702-nucleotide messenger RNA. Its product is annotated as CAP domain-containing protein. Gene Ontology annotation, cellular component: extracellular region. Lineage: Eukaryota; Fungi; Basidiomycota; Agaricomycetes; Agaricales; Omphalotaceae. The coding region runs from base 1 to 702 and encodes 233 amino acids. The record is from RefSeq and is a predicted model, not a curated record. The transcript is spliced from 6 exons.